Staurois parvus is the source of this 708-nucleotide messenger RNA. Lineage: Eukaryota; Metazoa; Chordata; Amphibia; Anura; Ranidae. The record is from the annotation of a GenBank genome assembly.
GGCGCCGGACCCCCAGGCGGAGCGACAGGUCUCGGGCCCCCAGGCGGAGCGGCGGGCACCGAGUCACCAGGCACGACAGUGGGCUCCGAGUCAACUGGCAAGACUGCGGGCACCGAGUCAACUGGCAAGACUGCGGGCACCGAGUCAACUGGCAAGACUGCGGGCACCGAGUCAACUGGGAAGACUGCGGGCACCGAGUCGUCUGGCGGAACAGCGGGCACAGAGUCGUCUGGCAAGACUGCGGGCACCGAGUCGUCUGGCAAGACUGCGGGCACCGAGUCGUCUGGCAAGACUGCGGGCACCGAGUCAACUGGCGGAACAGCGGGCACCGAGUCGUCUGGCAAGACUGCGGGCACCGAGUCGUCUGGCAAGACUGCGGGCACCGAGUCGUCUGGCAAGACUGCGGGCACCGAGUCGUCUGGCAAGACUGCGGGCACCGAGUCGUCUGGCAAGACUGCGGGCACCGAGUCGUCUGGCAAGACUGCGGGCACCGAGUCGUCUGGCAUUGGAUCGUCUGGCUCGACAGCGGGCAUCGGGUCACUAGGCAUCAGGUCAUUUGGCUCGCCAGCGGGCACCGCGUCAUCUGGCAAGGCAGUGGGCACCGAGUCACCAGGUACGACAGCGGGCUCUGAGUCAAUUGGCACGACAGCGGGCACCGGAUCAGGUACCGGAUCAUCUGGAUCAACAGCGGGCAUCGAGUCAACUGGC